Molecule: messenger RNA, 678 nt
Organism: Ziziphus jujuba (common jujube)
Lineage: Eukaryota; Viridiplantae; Streptophyta; Magnoliopsida; Rosales; Rhamnaceae
Product: blue copper protein 1a
Exons: 2
Coding region: 56-529 (157 amino acids)
Cellular component (GO): plasma membrane
Molecular function (GO): electron transfer activity
Source: RefSeq, a predicted model, not a curated record
CAUUAGGAGCUAAAAAGGGCACAGAUUUCUUAAGGAAAUUUAUUACAAGCACCCAAUGGCUUCUAAUCAACUCGUCAUUCUUGCCAUUGCUGCGUUUCUUCUUCCCACAAUUGCCAUGGCAACUGACUAUGUUGUUGGAGACGAUAGCGGAUGGACCACUAAUUUUGAUUACAAAGGUUGGGCCAAGGGCAAAGUAUUUCACGUUGGCGAUAAGUUAGUAUUCAAGUAUCCAGUUGGUAAGCACAAUGUGUUUAAAGUGAACCAAACCGCCUUCACGGACUGCAUUAUCCCGCCGGCAAAUGAAGCUUUAACCACCGGUAAUGACGAGAUUGUGCUGGCUGGCACAGGAGGCAAAUGGUACAUUUGUGGUUUUGCCACCCACUGUGCUACUGGUGGCCAGAAGCUUGCUAUUUCUGUCGUCGAAAGUGCUCCUGAACCGGCUCCAAGCUCUGCUGUUCGUGGGAUCAUAUUCGCCGGGUAUGAAGUGCUCGUGGCAGCCAUUAUUGCUGUCGUGGCAGUUGCUGUCUGAUAGAUCAAAUAUAACUAGCUAGCCCAAUUAAUUUGGUGGAUUUCCUCGAAACCGAUAUCGUUGAGUUUUUCUCUAUGGCAUUUUUUUGUUAUAAAUUAUAUCGUUCAUUAGACAAUAAUAAUGAGAUCUGAAUGGAAUCAGAUCCUGGA